AUGCAAAGCUUUCUGCCCGUGCCUGGCUGGUUAGCCUGGCUGGAUCUUGUGGCAAAGCCAGUGACAUUGAAAACGGUAUGGAUUACUUUAGAUCUGCAACCUCAGUUCUGCAAAGGCUACGGGGAGCUAAAUGGUAAUGCAGGAGAAAGAGAAGUAUCAUUAAAGGGCCUGUGCUCUGAUGAAACAACCAACCCAGGAUCCAGGGUACCAAAUGGCAGCCAGCAACUUGUAGACACUAAUGUGACCCCAAAGCAGACUGUUAAGGCCGGUGCUUUGGGGAAAGCCGGAAUCAAAACCAAGAACUUCGUUCAGAAAAAUAGCAUGGACAAAAAGAAUGAGAAAUCCUACGAAAAUAAGCUUAGAGAAAGUCAAUCCUCUGACAAGCCGGAGGGAGUAUCUAUUCCAAAUGGCGUGGUAACCAAUAAUUCUAGUUAUAUCACUAAUGGCUACGUAGGCAAAGGGGCAGAUAAUGAUGGUAGUGGCUCCGAGAGUGGAUAUACUACGCCUAAAAAACGGAAAGGCAGGCGCAACAGUGCUAAGGGUUGUGAGAACUUGAAUCUAGUACAGGACAAAAUAAUGCAACAGGAGGUUAAUACCCCAACCUUAAAACAGGAACUUGAGGGUUUCAAGCCUGAUUAUAGUGAACAAAAGGGGACCCGAAUUGAAAAUACUAAGCCUGUUUGGAAAUACGAGGCUGGGGCUGGUGGAGCAGGCCGGGGAAAGCCUGGGCUUGGGGAUGUACAGCGAAAAAAUUCUGAUGCCAAACCUGGAAUUAGCAGCAAGAAGUUUGAUGACCGGCCCAAAGGGAAGCAUGCGUCAUCAGCUACAUCUAAAGAGGAUUCAUGGACCUUAUUUAAACCACCCCCAGUUUUUCCAGUGGACAAUAGCAGUGCUAAAAUCGUUCCUAAAAUAAGUUAUGCAAGUAAAGUUAAAGAAAACCUCAACAAAGCAGCUCAAACCCCAUCUACGUCUUCGUCGUCGUCUUCGUCAUCUGCUGGGGAAACUCAGGCCCAGACAUCAAGUCGACUCUCCCAAGUCCCUAUGUCUGCUAUGAAAUCUGUUACUUCGGCUAGCUUUUCAAAUGGGCCAAUUUUAGCAGGGACUGAUGGAAGCCUAUAUUCUCCAGGGACCCAGCCACUGCUCACAACUGCUGCUAGUACUGUAACAUCAACCUCUUCUGAGUCAGUACCCCAGGACAUAAGUACAACUUCAACAGCUCUUGAACAAAAGAAAUCUAGCCUUUUUAUCUACCCUUCAAAUAUGCAAACUGUGCUUCUGGGUGCAGCACAAGUCGAUUUCCCGUCGCAGACAAAUCAGCAGAACCUGGGAGAUAUCUUCCAGAAUCAGUGGGGCUUGUCAUUCAUAAAUGAGCCCAGUGCCGGCCCUGAAACUGUCGUGGGGAAAUCUGCAGAUAAUCAGUUAAUGGAAGUGACAUUUCAAGGGGAAUAUCCUGCCGCUUUGGUUUCACAGUGUGCUGAAAUCAUUCCCUCAGGAACUGAACAACCUGUGUUUCCUAAGGCUUAUGAGCUGGAUAAACGGACUAGCCCUCAAAUUCUUAGUGCUAUUCUUAAGCCUGGGACUGCUGUUGAGGGUGGUGUCUUAGCUUUGGAGUCGCAUCACACAGGUGACCUACAAAAGGCAGACACCGGUAGCCAAGGUGCUUUAGUGUUUCUUUCAAAAGACUAUGAAAUAGAGAAUCCUCUGGCCUCCCCUACGAACAAUUUGUUAGCCUCCGCCAAAGAACAGAGGUACCAGAGAGGCCUAGAAAGGAAAGAUAGCUGGGGUUCUUUUGACCUGAGGGCUGCUAUUAUAUAUCACACUAAAGAAAUGGAAUCGGUUUGGAAUUUGCAGAAGCAAGAUCCCAAAAGGAUAAUCACUUACGAUGAAGCCAUGGAUCGCCCGGAUCAAUGAAGAGUGAAUGCAAGUGAUUAACGAAUACAGACUCAAUUUACAAGCCCAGUUCUAAAGUUCCUGCUGUCGUCUGCGUGGGCAACAGCGACCCACUGGAGAGGCAUUUCCACUUGACAAGGUUUCUGUUUCUUGUUCUGUGACUGUAGUGAUACACUAAUCAUAGGGAAAUCAGGAUGAUUCGCCAUCCUUCAUCUCCCCUUUCCCUUCCACCUCCCCCUUUUGUUUGUUUUUUUUUCUGUUUUGUUUUACAUUGAAUGCUGGAGAAACACCUUGAAGUUUGCAGAGUUUCCCCCCCGCCCUGAGAAUUAUAAUCUGCAUGUUUUGCCAGGAGUAAAGCAGCCAAUCAUAUGCUGGGAAAAUUUUCAUAAAGCAUCAUUCUUCUGGGGGAAAGAUUGUAAUACUGCAGUUCUAGGAUGCACAGUGAAGUCUCACGGUUGACAUGGCUCCGGUUACACGUUGGACUAUUACAACUGAAGAGCUCUUUCAUUUUAAAAGACAACAUUCAAAAAUAAGCAAUUGGUUUAGGCAUCUUAUAUGGGAAAAAAAAAAACAAAAAACACUGUUCCCACAGCUUAAUGCCAUUGUAUUACUGGGAGCAAAAAAAAAAAAAAAAAAAAAAUUUCCUGCUUUCAACUGUAGGUGCUUCAUAUUUGCUCUGUCUGUCUCCUAACACUAAAUGUCCUGGAUUUUUUCCCAUUUUCAUUGAAAAACUGAAGAGAAUUUGAGGUAUGCUAACUUUCACCCUUCUUGAUUAUUUUUUUCUCUUAAAAAAUUGGAAAAAAAAGGAAAAAAAAAAAAAGGAAAAAUGGGAAUUUGAAUCCUGUUUAAUUUAUCCAUAGAAGACUGAUGGCUGGGGUUUCUCGCACGUGCCCAUUGGAAAUGCUCUUUUAUAUUUUAUUGCAGUCUGUGUGUUUCUGGGCUCUGCUUCUAAUUAUCUCUUAAUAAAAAUAUAUUUUAUUACUACAAGAGCAAAAUGGGGGUCUUAGGAAUGAAAAUAAUAAUUAAAAAAAAAAUCGGAACAAAAGGAAAGCUUUCCAGCGAUGGUAGAGAAGACUGAAAAGAGUGCAGGCUCCAGCUGUGUAACCCGUUGUGUCCCACUGCAGCUUGUGUAGCAUGUUGAAAUCAUAUUGACGUUGGAUAGUUUUUUUGGGGUUUUUGUUUUGUUGUUUUAAAGGUGCAGAGUUCCAGGGGUCCAAUGUAAGACCGAGCAAUGAAUCUUGAAUGAAACAAAAAUGGGUUUUCUGGCCUAUUUAAACUCCAUGCAUACCCAGUGCUCAAAAAGGUCCGUGGGUGUUUGUGGCUGAAUACAGGCUAACACGUGUCUGGGCAUCGAGGUCAGCGGCAGCUGGGAUACCCUAAAAUUAGACUGGAUCCUAUGGGGCAUUACAGGAAGCAGAUAAGCCCAAAACUUUUGCCUACCCCUUAUGCUUAUGUAUCCACUCUUUUGUUAAGUAGGAGUUUGUAGCAUGCAUUUUUUAAUUGUUUUUAUUCUUUUAGUAAGCUUGUUCCUGAAUGAAGCUCUUGAGUUCAUGGUGGGACAAAGAAACUUAAUUCUGUACCUUUUUAUAAGAUUGCUAGCUUUCUGCACUGCUUAGUUUUAAAAGUUUGGGUAUGGAUUGCCUACUCCACUUUAUGUACAAAAUACUAUGUGUGUGUGUGUAUAUAUAUAUAUACACAUUUAUUUAUAUACACACAUAUAUAUAGUAAUAAUUUAUUGUAUCAGUCCAGGUUCAGAAAUUUGUGGUUGGCCGGUCACAAAUAGUUCUGUUUCACCUAUAAACUGUAUCACCUUUACAGGUGUGUGUAACUUUCAAAUGUAUAACAUGUUUACAGACGUGUCCUACAUCUAGUCCUCCUAUGCUCCUAUUUUUAAUUCUUUUGAGUCUCCCAACUGCUUGCCAAAAGUUGGAAUCGCCUCCCGCUCUCCUGCGAACGAGGGCUGAGGCGUUCUUGAGUUUUAAAGUGUUGAACAAACUGGACAACGGAACUGAAACGCUUAAGAUGGAAGAAAUGUUUUUUUUUUUUAAUUUUAGAAAAGGAAAAAAAAAUGUUGAAGGCUGAUAGCAAAGUUUCCAGUUUGUUUUACUGGCUUUAAGGCUCUGCUAUGUAUUUGUUUGCCUUGUGUAGUCACUUGUCGCCUUAAGGGCUGGGUUCCAU
Struthio camelus australis is the source of this 4068-nucleotide messenger RNA. The record is from RefSeq and is a predicted model, not a curated record. NCBI's taxonomy places the organism in Eukaryota, Metazoa, Chordata, Aves, Struthioniformes, Struthionidae.